This is a messenger RNA of Labrus mixtus (cuckoo wrasse), 3003 nucleotides long. RefSeq names its product vascular cell adhesion molecule 1b (gene vcam1b). Gene Ontology annotation, cellular component: membrane. Lineage: Eukaryota; Metazoa; Chordata; Actinopteri; Labriformes; Labridae. The record is from RefSeq and is a predicted model, not a curated record. The coding region runs from base 174 to 2624 and encodes 816 amino acids. The transcript is spliced from 10 exons. Gene Ontology annotation, biological process: cell-cell adhesion.
ACACACAGGACUGAGGAGGAGUUGAGGAGCUGUUUUGUGUCUCCUCUUCACACACAGAGACACACACACAGAGACACACACACAGAGACACACACACAGAGACACACACACACACACACAGAGACGCUGUUCAGAUCUUCACUCCGUCAUUCAUCACUCGUUCAUCAGAGAGGAUGUGUGUGUGCACGACUCGUCCUCUGCUGCUCUCAGCUGUGCUGCUGAUGUCAUGGUGGUGCGUUCAGGGCCUGCGUGUAGACGUGAUUCCCAGGAGGCCUCUGUUGAAACUCGGGGAGCGAGGGCAGGUGAUGUGUCAGGUUCAGGACUGUCCCGGGAUGCCAAGCGUGUCGUGGUCUCUGCUGGGGGACCGGCCCCUCACCGCCUCCGUCAGCACCAACAGGACGCACUCUGUGGUGACCUUUGACCCCGUGAUGAUGGAGCACGAGGGGGCGCUGCUCUGUAAAGUGGGCUGUGGAGGAGAAAACAGGCAGAGUAAAACCUCAGUGAGAGUUUACUCCUUCCCAUCAGCCCCUGUGAUCAGAGGUCAGGACCGCCUGAAGCUGGGGGCGGAGUCUAUCCUCACCUGUCAGGUGUCUGAAGUUUACCCCCCUGAGCUGCUGACCCUCACCUGGCUCAGAGGAGACGCCGUCAUGCAAAGCAUUGUGGGAGAUCCGGGAUCCAACCUGGUCCAGUCAGAGUACAGGUUCAUCCCUCAGGACCAGGACUCAGGUGGGACCCUCACCUGUCAUGCCAUGCUGGACCUGCAGGACCUGCCCCCACCCAACCGGACCAGAGACUCCACCGCCAGGCUGAACCUUCUCUAUGCUCCUGUCGUCAUGGUAACCAAGGACUCUGUGUUGGCGAUGGCCGGCUCUCACCUCACUCUCAACUGUACAGCGGGGGGAAACCCUGAGCCCUCUCUCACCUGGACCUUCAGCAUGCCACAUGGGGGGACAGAGGUCAAGGGUCAAAGCCAACAGCUGGUCCUGGACCCGGUGAGUCUGUCUGAGUCCGGAUGGUACAACUGUGAGGCCCGAAACACAGAGGGAAACCAGACGGCUGCUGUGGAGGUCAAAGUUCACGCCCCGCCCACCAACACCUCCCUCUCAGUGAGUCCAGGUGAGGAGGUCGUGGAAGGUCAACAGGUGACGUUUACCUGUCGCUCAGAGGGAGCUCCGCCCCCCAUGCUGGUGUUGAGGAGAGAAGGGGUGGAGCUUAAGAGGAGUGACUCCGCCGCCUCCUCGCUGUCCUUCAGCCUCUCCCCCGCUCAGCUCGGAGACUCCGCCCAUUACCAGUGUGAAUCCACCAACCAGUACGGAUCUGAGCGGGUCAGCGGCUCGCUCACAGUCAAAGCUCACCCUCUGCAGGUGGAGCUGGGGGGUCCGCUCCCUGCAGAAGAGCGGGGUUCAGGUCUGGUCCUCUCCUGCAGAGCCUCUGGGUGUCUCGACCCCCCCACCCUCACCUGGAGGAGGACAGGAGAGGAGGGCGCAGUCCUCCAGAGGACGCAGCAGCAGGACUCGCUGUCCCUGCUCCACCUGCAGGACCUGGACCUCCAGGACCGAGGAGGAUACACCUGUGAGGCCCUGUGUGACUCUAUGAUCAGGACCGCAGACACCUGGGUCCAGGUCUACUCUUUUCCCUCUGAUCCGGUUCUAAAGGGUCCUGGUCCUGUGCUGCUGGGUCAGGAGGCAGUCCUUAGUUGUGAUGUCAUCAACGUCUUCUCAGCCAAUCAGAUGAGGAUCCUGUGGCUGUUGGGGAACAGAACGCUGACGUCAGAGUCCUUCACGUUCUCCGGUUCCUUACAGAACGUCUCAUUGGCUCUUCAGCAGAAGGUCACGGAGGAACAGCAGCUUCUGACAUGCAGGGCGGAGCUUCUGACAGAGGGCGGGGACGAGUGGAGGUCAAGGACGAGUGACAUCCACCUGCAGGUCCACUAUCCUCCGAGGAGAACCUCCCUCUCAGUGAGUCCAGGUCAGGAGGUCGUGGAGGGUCAACAGGUGACGUUUACCUGUCGCUCAGAAGGAGUUCCGCCCACCACGCUGGUGAUGAGGAGAGAAGGGGUGGAGCUUAAGAGUAGUGACCCCGCCUCCUCCUCCCUGUCCUUCAGCCUUUCCUCCGCUCAGCUGGAAGACUCCGCCCAUUACCAGUGUGAAUCCACCAACCAGUACGGAUCUGAGCGGGUCAGCAGCUCGCUCACAGUCAAAGCUCCUCCCAGGAACACCACGGUUCUCAUCCUGCCGUCUACGGUGGUCCAGGAGGGACAAAACGUCACCGUUUGCUGUCAGACCGUCAGUUUCCCUCCAUCAGCCGUCAUCCUGAAGAAGCUGACCAAUGGGACGGAGCUGUAUUCCCAAAAUGGGACCUUUCUAUUGGUCAACGUCACAGCCAGAGAUUCGGGGGUUUAUCAAGUCAACGUGACCAACGACCUCGGCUACCAGGUCAAAGAGUUCAGCAUCAGCGUCACAGAGAGAAGAACCAACCUUCCUCCUAGACUUAGUGCCGUCAUCGUCCCGGUUGUCUGCGUAGCCGCUGGGCUAGCAGUUUCCGCUCUGAUGCUCGACUACCUGAGGAGGUCCAGGAAGAAGGGCUUCUAUCAGCUGCCCCAGUCUGCUCCGCCUUCAGCCUGAGGCUCACACUGGACCUCUGUGGCUACUGACUUCAACAUGUGGCUACUGACUUCAACAUGUGGCUAAUGACUUCAACAUGUGGCUAAUGACUUCAACAUGUGGCUUAUGACUUCAACAUGUGGCUAAUGACUUCAACAUGUGGCUAAUGACUUCAACAUGUGGCUACUGACUACAACAUGUGCAAUCCGUGCGGCUACCGUUCUCACAUGCAGCUUUCAUGUCUGAUAUGUGGCUCCAACAUACCAACACAACUUCAUGUGUAGCUAGCGUGUCCUGACUUAUUGACAUUUUGUCACUACGUCCAAGCUCUUGGUUUCUAAUUUGCAAAAUGUGACUAUAACUUUUUAUUAAGGUUGUUUAAAUGUUUGAUACUUGGAUA